ACGCUAGCUGCUCGGCAACGCCGGCUUCAUCCUGGGGCUAUAAAACCAGUUCACCGUAGCGCGGCGGAGCAGCAGCGGCUCCCGCUUCUGUGCAGACGCCCAGCAGCCGGUGCACGCCGCCCAGCCGCCCCAGCGCCUUCAGCCCAGAGUCCUGCUAAAACUCAAAAGGUCUUCGGACCCCCACCGGGUCUGCUGCGCUCAGCGCCCACCCAGCUCACCGUUAACAGCCACCCUUGCCUCGGCCGCGGCUCCUGGAGAGCGGCUCGCUCACCUAGCUUGGCUCUGAGGACAGGGAGUGGGGGGCGCCUUCAUGCGGCCCCCACACCCUUCACCCCACCGCCGCCGCCGCCCCCGAGCUCUGUGCGCUGCGUCCCAGCCCCAGCAAGGCGUGCAACUUUGGAAGUCCCGUGGUUCUCCAAGAGAAGGCAGAGUCCGCGCCCUCGCUCGAGGUCCGGCCCAGCCCGCGCCAUCGCGCCGGAGGGGCAGCGACAGAGUCGGAAAUCGCUUCGAGGGUAUAAGAAGACAGACCUAGGAUCCUGAGCCCUCGCCAACACCCCUCGGCUGCCUCUUGGGGUAAGACUUCCUGCUUUGGCUCAGCUCAAGAGUCAAGAAUAAAUCUCUAACCACCAGCUGGCCCUACUCUAUCCUGCCGCGUAGAAAUAAAACUUGGCUGUGUUUGGGGAGCUGGAAGAAAGAAGGCGCCCACCCGGAGCGUCGGAAGGACCAGCCGGUGCCAGUUCGCUGGCGCCAGUCCAUGGACCACUAGAGGUCCCCCAGCUUGGGCCCGGGCUCCCUGCGGCCCUCUCCCUAUGUGAGGCGCGGCGGGACGAUCCGCGUGCCGGAGGAAGAGGAGGACCCACGGACGCGGGGCCGGAAGACAGCUGGCAGCAGGCCCAGGAGAACCGGCGCCCGCGUUCAUGUUCCGCCAGGAGCAGCCGCUGGCCGAGGGCAGCUUUGCGCCCAUGGGCUCCCUGCAGCCGGACGCCGGCAACAGCAGCUGGAAUGGGACGGAGGCGCCCGGGGGCGGCACCCGGGCCACCCCUUACUCCCUGCAGGUGACACUGACCCUGGUGUGCUUGGCUGGCCUGCUCAUGCUGUUCACAGUGUUUGGCAACGUGCUGGUUAUUAUUGCGGUGUUCACCAGUCGUGCGCUCAAAGCGCCCCAAAACCUCUUCCUGGUGUCCCUGGCCUCAGCGGACAUCCUGGUGGCCACUCUGGUCAUUCCGUUUUCUUUGGCCAACGAGGUUAUGGGCUACUGGUACUUUGGUAAGGUGUGGUGCGAGAUCUACUUGGCGCUCGACGUGCUCUUCUGCACGUCGUCCAUAGUGCACCUGUGCGCCAUCAGCCUGGACCGCUACUGGUCCAUCACGCAGGCCAUCGAGUACAACCUGAAGCGCACGCCGCGCCGCAUCAAGGCCAUCAUCGUCACCGUGUGGGUCAUCUCGGCCGUCAUCUCCUUCCCGCCACUGAUCUCCAUAGAGAAGAAGGGCGCUGGCGGCGGGCAGCAGCCGGCCGAGCCGAGCUGCAAGAUCAACGACCAGAAGUGGUAUGUCAUCUCGUCGUCCAUCGGUUCCUUCUUCGCGCCUUGCCUCAUCAUGAUCCUGGUCUAUGUGCGCAUCUACCAGAUCGCCAAGCGUCGCACCCGCGUGCCGCCUAGCCGCCGGGGUCCGGAUGCCUGUUCCGCGCCGCCUGGGGGCGCCGAUCGCAGGCCCAACGGCCUGGGCCCGGAACGCGGCGCGGGCCCGGGGGGCACCGAGGCCGAGCCUCUCCCCACCCAGCUUAACGGCGCCCCGGGGGAGCCCGCGCCGGCUGGGCCGCGCGAUGGGGAUGCGCUGGACCUAGAGGAGAGUUCGUCGUCCGAGCACGCCGAGCGGCCCCCGGGGCCCCGUAGACCCGAGCGCGGUCCCCGGGCCAAGGGCAAGACCCGGGCGAGCCAGGUGAAGCCCGGGGACAGUCUGCCGCGGCGCGGGCCGGGGGCUGCGGGGCCCGGGGCUUCGGGGUCGGGGCCCGGAGAGGAGCGCGGUGGGGGCGCCAAAGCGUCACGCUGGCGCGGGCGGCAGAACCGCGAGAAGCGCUUCACGUUCGUGCUGGCCGUGGUCAUCGGCGUGUUCGUGGUGUGUUGGUUCCCGUUCUUUUUCACCUACACACUCAUAGCGGUCGGCUGCCCGGUGCCAUACCAGCUCUUCAACUUCUUCUUCUGGUUCGGCUACUGCAACAGCUCGCUGAACCCGGUCAUCUACACCAUCUUCAACCACGACUUCCGCCGCGCCUUCAAGAAGAUCCUCUGCCGCGGGGACAGAAAGCGCAUCGUGUGAGCGAGUGGGAUGUGCCCAGCUUACAGACGCUUGUCCGAUGCAGGCCCCGGGCUUCGAGGGGGCGCGUCUACUCAGGCAGCCCCAGCACUCUGAAACCCAGGACCUACCUGCUCUAUGUGUUAUCAUCUAACUCGGAGGGAGCCCCUUGGUCUCUGAGGGCACCUUUUGUUACAUGUGUAAAGUUCUGGUUGAGAGGGACACACGCGCCUUUUGGUGGCUGUUAUGGUUGCUCCCCACCCAUAGCCAUUUUCCUGGUGGGCUACCCUGAUCAGUAUUGUUUCCUAAUACUAUUCUCAUCCUCCUCCCUAGUCUGACUUUUCCCAAACUCUUCAGAGCAAGUGCAGUGCUAGAGAGGGCAUGGCUGCCAAAGGGUUAAUGAACCAAGAUUCCUAGCCCUGGCUAAUUACCACUAUCCCUUCUUUAAAAAAAAAAAACAAAACAAAAAAACCGAUUCAGGGCAGCCCUGCCCUCCCAACCCCCACUGUAAAUAUACAUUAUUUUUGAUAGCGUACUUUGAAGUCCUCAAUGUUGGCCUUGGUGUGAUGUUGGAAUCAUGGCCGUGGAGAUGCUCUCCAGUUAGAGACUCAGAGGCAGUGGCUGUACCUGAUCCAGACCAAGCUCCUUUGCAAUGCAAGCCCUUUCCUAGUGUUAUUAUGUGGCUCUCAGUGCUUUUCACCAGUAACUGGUGACUGUCCCUUGGACACGGACCUGCUUUGAGAUUUUCUGACAGGGAAAGGGUUUCUGUUCAUUUUUCCCCCUGUGCCUAACAGCAUAAUUGCCUUUUCCUAUGUAAAUAUUACAGCGAUGGACAAAGACAGAAGGAAAUGAACCUUCUGCCUUGCAUCAGCCCUGUGUAUAAAGCCAUUAUCCUCUGGGGCACCACUUGCUCCAGUAACUCACUUUAAAACUGACCUUGUGGUUCCCACUCCUCUGGGGCCAAGGCUUGAAGAAGAACAUGUAUAUUUCUAUCUUGUCUGUGUGCUGCCCCUCCCCCAGAAAAUGCUGACUAAGGGGAAUCUUUUAGCUGCUGAUUUUAGCUACACAGGAGUGGAAAUUAUGUGGAAGAAACAAACCUGAUACAAUUUGCGCAAGGUAAACAAUAGGAAGACAAAUGGGCUGCCACACUGUACAGGGCCAGCCCCAAGAGCUCUUCCGUCUCAAAGUGCUCCCUUCCCCUGGCUUUUCUGGCUGCGAUCAUGUCACUAACAAUUGCCAAAGUGGGAGUGGGGUAGGGCAGGAACUUCAUGUUUACAGCAGGGUUUCUACUUACUUUAGGUCGACAGGGAAGGCCUGUGCUCUGACUUCACGGAAAAAAAAAAACCUAAAUGUCAGCACUUGUUGCUUAUGACAGUGGAUUUUUAAAAAAUAAAGUUUACAGAUCAAAUGUGAAAUAAACAUGGAUUAAGUGGUC
This is a messenger RNA of Peromyscus californicus insignis, 3726 nucleotides long. RefSeq names its product adrenoceptor alpha 2A (gene Adra2a). The record is from RefSeq and is a predicted model, not a curated record. The coding region runs from base 918 to 2315 and encodes 465 amino acids. Gene Ontology annotation, cellular component: membrane. Lineage: Eukaryota; Metazoa; Chordata; Mammalia; Rodentia; Cricetidae. Gene Ontology annotation, biological process: adenylate cyclase-activating adrenergic receptor signaling pathway; regulation of smooth muscle contraction; platelet activation. Gene Ontology annotation, molecular function: alpha2-adrenergic receptor activity. The transcript is spliced from 2 exons.